Tachysurus vachellii is the source of this 1525-nucleotide messenger RNA. RefSeq names its product NME/NM23 nucleoside diphosphate kinase 3 (gene nme3). The transcript has 5 exons. NCBI's taxonomy places the organism in Eukaryota, Metazoa, Chordata, Actinopteri, Siluriformes, Bagridae. Gene Ontology annotation, biological process: GTP biosynthetic process; UTP biosynthetic process; CTP biosynthetic process. The coding region runs from base 112 to 621 and encodes 169 amino acids. Gene Ontology annotation, molecular function: nucleoside diphosphate kinase activity. The record is from RefSeq and is a predicted model, not a curated record.
UACAGGCACGCGCUCCGAUCGUUGGUCCGGGCGCGCCCUCUCGUGCGCGUUCCUUCUUUUUCUCCCAAGAGCUCGCUCUAGAGACUGAGCGAGCCACCGGCACGUACAGACAUGAUCUGUCUUUUCUUGACGCUGUUCGCUCACAUCUUCAAGACAGGAUGGACAGGUGUGAACGAGCGAACCCUCAUCGCCGUAAAGCCGGAUGGUGUCCAGAGGAAGCUAGUAGGAGAAAUCAUCCGCCGCUUUGAGAAAAAAGGUUUUAAACUGGUCGGCAUGAAAUUCCUGCAGGCUUCUGAGGAGCACUUGAGGGAGCACUAUUGGGAAUUGAGAGAGAGGCCAUUUUACAAAGGCCUUGUGAAAUACAUGAGUUCUGGGCCUAUUGUAGUAAUGGUAUGGCAAGGUCUGGAUGUGGUGAAAACAUCUAGAAAGAUGCUUGGAGAGACAAACCCUGCCGACUCUCUCCCGGGAACCAUCAGAGGAGAUUACGGUGUAGAAGUGGGCAGGAACGUUGUCCAUGGCAGCGACUCGGUGGAAAGUGCUCAGAGAGAAAUCUCCCUAUGGUUCAAGGAACCUGAGCUUGUCUGCUGGGAAGAGAGCUCUGAGCACUGGAUCUAUGUCUGAUGCUCUGCCUCGAACACAUCAACACACACAUGCACACAGCUUUGUGGCCUCAUGUAUGUCUAGCAAUACAAAAUUGUUACUACUGGUACAUGAAAUCCUUGUGUUUUUAUAGAAGUGCUAGCAUGUAUUCACACACACACAAUAGAUAAGGAUGCAUUGAUAAUGUUUGGCAACAUGAAAGUUAAAUAGAGAAACAUAUCGGAACUACAAAUCAUUUAAUUGUUAAACAAAUGUUUCCUUUACAUGCCUUUUUACAAUGUUCAACACUUAGGGAUUUUUCAUGAUCUUGCUUUUUACGUGUUUUUCCGGAUAGAAGCAUAAAAACAAAAACUCCAUUAUUUAAAAUAUUUAUCUUCGGCUCAUUCACGGAGGCCUUUUUAGUCAUUAUUUAGCUUGCACUUUAUUUGCUGAUUACUGUUACAUUUUCAGUUCUGUUUCUUUAUGAAUUUAUAGUAUUUGACAUUUGGCUUUUCCUAGUUAAGUCCACAAUCAUUGAUGCUCUGGUGAUUUUUAGAAUUUCAUUUGUGGCCAAGAUUAUAAUUUUAAGCUCCUCAUUCUUGUCAGUUGAUAUCAACUAUUGUGAAAUUUUAGCCGCAAAAUUUUUACAAUGCCUGUAGUGCAUAACAAUCUCAGAAGGAUGGCCUGUGCUGACAUGAGCUGGUGACUACCCCAGAAUCUUUAAUUAAAGCUAUACAUGUUUAGAUUUAAACUUAAACACCAGCACUGUUACAAUAUUGUACAGCAUACAGUUGUGAAGCGUAGGUAUGAUUAUAAACAAUAACAAAAGCAAUAGUAAGUAAUAUUUGCCUUACAGGGUUUACUUUUGUGCUGUUUUUUACACUGCAGAUUUAGUACCUGACUUUUAUGUUGUUUCUUGUUCUUUGCUGAGCAAAUAAACUGCUUU